Molecule: messenger RNA, 3693 nt
Organism: Chenopodium quinoa (quinoa)
Lineage: Eukaryota; Viridiplantae; Streptophyta; Magnoliopsida; Caryophyllales; Amaranthaceae
Product: probable leucine-rich repeat receptor-like protein kinase At5g49770
Exons: 19
Coding region: 644-3541 (965 amino acids)
Biological process (GO): protein phosphorylation
Molecular function (GO): protein binding; protein kinase activity; ATP binding
Source: RefSeq, a predicted model, not a curated record
UUGGUCUGGUCUGAUAUUCAAUUCAAGUAUUUAAUUAAACUUGACUGUGAUAAUUUUAUAAGUAAAAUAACAUUAUUGUGUGAUAUUUUGUUAGAUUAUCUUUCAAUCAUCUAAUUUACUCCAAGUAGAACUCUGUUAUAAUUAUUAUUUUUUUUUUUUUUUUUGGGUUAGAUUUGUUUUAGCUGAGUUCAAUUUUGGUGAAGAACUCAUUUUCUGAUUGAUUGAAAGGAAAUUUAGUUGAAUCAAGGUUGCACUGCACGGAAUAAUCAAUCAGUAGAUUGAAGUCACUGAAAUAGUGACAGUAGAAUAGGUGACUUGGUGAUUACUUCAAAAUCAAUUAGCUGAAAAUUUACCAACAAAAGGGCAUAAGUCAUUAUGAAGGCGCUUUUUCAAAAGUCGGGGUUAGCAAAUUUGCACCGUGCCAUGUUCAUAGAAACACUAGCUAAAGUGAUGGUUAGAGUAGCUUUCAAGAUAAGUAAAGAUGAGUGGAAGUUGAAGAAGAGGGCCAACUGUAAUCACUAGUGUGUCUGAUAACAUCAAGCUGCUAGUGCAAGGCAAUGACCAACAUUAUAACACUACGACCCGUUGCUCUUUUUUGUGGCUAUAUUUGCCAAAAUUUAACUUGAAUCUGCUGCAAGCAGUCAUGGUGGCAACAAUCAGACUGUUGCUGUUUUGUCUGGUGGGUUUUGCUGAAAUUUACUUAAUCUCGUCUCUUACUGAUCCUGGAGAUGCUGCAGCCCUCCAAUCAUUAAAAGAUCAAUGGAAAAACACACCACCUAGCUGGAGCAAGUCCGAUGAUCCUUGUGCUACUCCAUGGGAAGGGGUAAUAUGCAACAGUUCAAGGAUCACUGCAUUGGGUUUAUCCACUUUGGGACUCGGAGGUAAACUUAGUGGUGACAUCGGUGGGCUAACAGAGUUGAGAUCCUUGGAUCUCUCUUUCAAUCGGGGUCUCACUGGUUCUUUAACUCCAAGACUAGGAGAUCUGCGCAAACUAAAUAUUCUGAUCUUGGCAGGCUGUGGUUUCAGUGGUAAAAUUCCUCCAGAGCUAGGCAACCUUGCAGAGCUGUCCUUCUUAGCUCUGAACUCCAACAACUUUACUGGUGAAAUUCCCCGCUCUCUAGGUAAUCUUUCCAAACUUUACUGGCUGGAUCUGGCAGACAACCACUUGACAGGAUCUAUUCCUGUCUCAACACCUAACACACCAGGCUUGGAUCUCUUGCUGAAGGCAAAACAUUUUCACUUCAAUAAAAAUCGGCUUUCAGGCUCAAUUCCAUCUAAGCUAUUCCGUCCAGAGAUGAUUUUCAUCCAUGUACUUUUUGACGGAAAUCAACUAACUGGGCCGAUUCCAUCCACAUUGGGACUUGUUCAGACUCUUGAAGUUCUACGGCUUGAUCGGAAUUCCUUGACAGGGGAGGUGCCAUCUAAUCUCAACAAUCUCACCAAUAUUGUUGAAUUGAAUUUAGGACACAACAAACUGACUGGUUCAUUGCCAGAUUUAACAGGGAUGGAUUCUCUUAGCUACGUGGACCUGAGCAACAACUCCUUUGACGACUCAGAAGCACCAGAAUGGUUCUCAACUUUACUGUCUCUCACUACACUAAUCAUUGAGUAUAGUUCACUUCAAGGGCCUGUUCCUCAAAAGCUAUUCAGUGCUCCGCAAAUGCAGCUUGUGAAAAUGAGAAACAAUUCGUUCAAUGGAACAUUGGAUAUGGGUAAUAGCAUUGGCCAACAGCUCCAGCUUGUUGAUUUUGAGAAUAACAAGAUUUCGUCGGUGACACUUAGCUCUAGAUACACAAAUUCCUUGAUAUUGAUCGGAAACCCAGUCUGCAUCACUCCACUUUCAAGUACUGACUACUGUCAGAUUCAGCAGCAAACAAAAAAACCCUAUUCAACCAGUGUAGCUAAUUGUGGAAGUAAGCAAUGUUCAGCAGACCAGAAGCUAAGUCCCCAGAGUUGUGAUUGUGCAUAUCCAUACGAAGGAACUAUGUACUUUCGAGGACCUUCAUUCAGGGAAGUGACUAAUGCAAACUCCUUUCACAAAUUGGAAAUGAGCUUAUGGGUGAAAUUGGGCCUAAUUCCUGGCUCUGUUUCUCUUCAAAAUCCUUUUUUCAACGUUGAUGACUACCUUCAAGUUCAUAUAGAAAUUUUUCCAUCUGGCAAAAAAUACUUUAAUCGAUCAGAAAUUCUAAGGAUUGGCUUUGAUCUUAGUAAUCAAACGUUUAAGCCACCCCCAGAGUUUGGACCAUACUAUUUUAUCGCAUCACCUUAUCUCUUCCCAGCCACGAAUGGAAGAACUGUUAGUUUGGGCUUAAUCGCAGGAAUUGCUACUACUUGUACCUUUCUUGUGGUAAUGGUUUUGGGAGUGGGCAUUUAUGCUGUACAGCAGAAAACACGUGCUGAGAGAGCAAUUGGUUUGAGUAGACCAUUUGUGUCUUGGGGUUCAAGUGGAAAAGAUAGUGGUAGUGUUCCACAGUUAAAGGGAGCUAGAUGGUUUCCAUAUGAUGAACUAAAGAAAUACACCAAUACUUUUUCACAGCGUAAUGAAAUAGGCUCCGGGGGCUAUGGCAAGGUGUACAAAGGAGUGCUACCUGAUGGUCAACAUGUGGCAAUCAAGCGAGCUCAGCAAGGAUCUAUGCAGGGUGGGCAUGAAUUCAAGACUGAAAUAGAGUUGCUUUCAAGAGUUCACCAUAAGAAUUUAGUUGGCUUGUUGGGUUUUUGUUUUAAACAAGGGGAACAGAUGCUGGUGUACGAAUAUAUGCCCAAUGGAUCGCUCAGAGAUAGUUUGUCUGGCAGAUCUUGCAUUCAUCUUGAUUGGAAGAGAAGGCUGCGCAUUGCUUUAGGCUCCGCUAGAGGAUUAGCAUAUCUUCACGAGCUUGCAAAUCCUCCCAUAAUUCAUAGGGAUGUCAAGUCUACCAAUAUACUUUUGGAUGAAAAUUUAACAGCCAAGGUUGCAGAUUUUGGCUUGUGUAAGCUAGUUUCUGAUGGCGCGAAGGGUCAUGUUUCUACACAAGUCAAAGGAACGCUGGGCUAUCUUGAUCCCGAAUACUACUUGACACAACAAUUGACUGAGAAGAGUGAUGUGUACAGCUUUGGAGUAGUUAUGCUUGAGUUAGUGACUGCUAAGCAACCAAUCGAGAAAGGGAAGUACAUUGUCCGAGAGGUCAGAACAAAGAUGGACAAGAAUGACGAAGAAUUUUGUGGCUUGAAGGUCAUGAUCGAUCCAGUCAUCAAAAAAAUUCCAAAUUUGAUUGGGUUUACUAAGUUUAUCGAGCUAGCAGUGCAAUGUGUUGAAGAAACUGCCUCGGAUCGUCCAACAAUGAGUGAUGUGGUGAAGGAGAUAGAGAUUAUUCUACAAAAUGAUGGGUUAGAUACAGGAUCAACAUCCACAUCCUCGUCCGUCAAGGAUUUUGGAGCCACCAAAGGUGUCCUCAAGCAUCCUUAUGAUGCCUUAACAAAGAAAGAUACCACUUAUAGUGCUUAUAGUGGUGCCUUUGACUACAGUGGUGGAUACUCAUUAUCACUAAAAAUAGAGCCAAAGUAACACUUCAUUUUUCAACUUAUAUCAAACAAUUAGAGGUUUAUGGAAUGUUAUAUUUGACAUCCCAACAGGUAGUAGUACUAUAUGACCAUUUUGGGGAUUGAUUAUUAUGAUAUUGUUUAUCGAAGACGGGAAAAGAAAGAUGUUACUCUUGC